Messenger RNA from Hibiscus syriacus, 1928 nucleotides. Its product is annotated as E3 ubiquitin-protein ligase RFI2-like. Gene Ontology annotation, molecular function: ubiquitin-protein transferase activity. The coding region runs from base 381 to 1676 and encodes 431 amino acids. The transcript is spliced from 6 exons. The record is from RefSeq and is a predicted model, not a curated record. Lineage: Eukaryota; Viridiplantae; Streptophyta; Magnoliopsida; Malvales; Malvaceae.
UAACUCCCCGGAAGCAGAGAAAAUAAGAGAGAAUGAAUUGAAUUAGAAAAGAAACGAAAGCGAAGGAAAAAUAAGAGACCAAUUUUAUCUUCCAAUCAGCCUUCCAAAAAAAGAAAAUCUAAAAUUUGUGUUCUUCUAUGGUCAAUCAAUAAAGGAAUUUUAGACGGCGUGAAGCUUUCUUUCUUUUCCUUUUCUUAUCUGGGGGGUAAUUUUAUCAGGUUGGAAUCGGAGGUUGUGUUGGUAAAUUGGUGGAGGAGGAGGAGGAGGAGGGGAAGGAAAAGGGGCUAAUUUUAUUUUAAAAAUCAAUUUUAUGGAAUUUAGCCUCAGAAAAUUGAGAUUCGGGAGGUCCUUUAAUUUUUAAGUUUAUAACUGUUUUAAUUAUGGGAUUAAAGAGUAAUGGUGGAGAUGAUGUGGUGGUGGGUGAUGGUUGCGGAGACGGCGAUGGUGCUGAUUGCCGAAAUGGAGGGAAGUCCCCCGGUUCGGUUUCAUGCUCGAUUUGCCUCGAAAUAGUUACUGAUAAUGGAGAUCGAUCAUGGGCUAAUCUUCAAUGUGGUCACCAAUUUCACUUGGAUUGCAUUGGUUCAGCAUUCAAUAUAAAGGGUGCAAUGCAAUGUCCUAAUUGUAGGAAAAUUGAAAAAGGUCAAUGGUUUUAUGCCAGUGGUAGCCGUUCACACCCGGAAUUUAGUGUGGAUGAAUUCACACAUGAUGAGGACCUUUAUGAUUUAAGUUUCUCUGAAAUGUCAUUUGGAGUCCAUUGGUGUCCAUUUGGAAGCUUAGCACGACUUCCUUUGUCAUUCGAGCAAGGAGAGUUUUCCUCAACAUAUCAUGAGUUAGUGGGACAACAUGCUAUCUUCUCAGAACAUUCAUCAUCUGCUACUCGUCCAUAUAUAGCUUACGUUGGGCCAAUGAUUCAUCCCUCGUCCUCAAAUUCCAGUGGAAAUGUUUCAGAUAGUUAUAGUUUCAAUGGUCACUGGAAUGGUCCAUCAGUGCCUAGUGAGAUACCUACCUCUUAUGCUUUUCCUGCAAUGGAUCUCCAUUAUCAUAGUUGGGAGCACCAUUCCCCUCCAUUCUCCACAUCUACCCGUCAAAUUGGUAGUUCUGAUCAACCUUCAAUUCCAUCUGUCAGUCAAAGGCUGGCCAUGAAUGGUUCGGAUAUGCCAAGACCGGAGUCUUUUAUGCAUCCAUUUGUUGUUGGCCACAGUUCUGGUGCUAGAGCAGCAAAUGCGGCUCCUGCCUCGUUUAUACCUGCUUACCAUGGUAGCAAUGCCCAGACCCGUGAUAGAGUUCAAGCACUUCAGGCAUACUAUCAACACCAUCACUCUAGCACUUUGCCAGCAUUACAGACUCCCAGUAUUUCCAGCUCCCCUAGGUCAAGAAGCCGUAGAAGUCAGGCUUAUGUUGGACCGGUGGCUUCAUCAUCCGACCAUACAAGUGGCUUCUAUUUCGUUGCAUCAGGUACUUCCGGCGGUCACAACUUUCAAGAUCCAGAAAACCCUGUGUCAGCUCACUUCCAUGCUUGGGAAAGAGAUCAGUUGUCUUCAUUUUCACUAAACCAAGUCGACAGAGAUUCGGGGUGGGUUGCAUUCCACGAGGCUGCAACCAGCGGUUCGGAUCCUGGCAUAAGACCAAGCAUCUUCCGCCAAAGACACGGAUCCGAGUCGCAAAGACAUUCAUAGUGAUUUCUUCCUUUAUACCCACCUCUUGGGUAAAGCAAACGAUAUCUACUAUGAAUGAAACCAUUUAUGUAUGUUUAGUGACAUUGAUGUGCGAAUGCUCGAGUCUGUUAAUCCAGACAGGCUGAAAAACUGUGUAAGUGGCCCAAAAAAACAGUUUUUUGGUAGCCAUGGCGGUGUGCUGUACUCACUUCAUCUACUUCGGCUUUAAGGAUAUAAAAUUAAAAAUUAAGGAAAAAAACAUGCUUGAUAGUA